AUGACAAAUGACGAGAAUCGAGAUGAUAUUGCAUUAGUCAUGAGUCUGCUCUUGUACGACCAGCGCGAGAAUCAAAUUCAACAAGAACGACAAUGUGCGUUGGAAGUUGAACGUACGAAACGGAAUAAAAAUAUUCCGCUGAGUGUUGUUGAACAGGAACGGUGCCAGGAUGAAGUGAUAAUGGUGGAAUUACAGCUCUGA
This is a messenger RNA of Plasmopara halstedii, 201 nucleotides long. RefSeq lists its product as uncharacterized. The transcript is spliced from 3 exons. The coding region runs from base 1 to 201 and encodes 66 amino acids. The record is from RefSeq and is a predicted model, not a curated record. Lineage: Eukaryota; Oomycota; Peronosporomycetes; Peronosporales; Peronosporaceae.